Messenger RNA from Uncinocarpus reesii 1704, 999 nucleotides. RefSeq lists its product as uncharacterized. NCBI's taxonomy places the organism in Eukaryota, Fungi, Ascomycota, Eurotiomycetes, Onygenales, Onygenaceae. The record is from RefSeq and is a predicted model, not a curated record. The transcript has a single exon. The coding region runs from base 1 to 999 and encodes 332 amino acids.
AUGCCUCUGCUCCAACUCCCCCCGGAGAUCCUCAUUCAAAUUUUCGACGAUGUUGGCUCAGCCUAUUUCCGUUCUGACCCAUCACGCCUCACCGUUUGCAAGCAGUGGAGCAUAUAUGCCCGUUCCGCUUGCUUUCGGGAUUUGCAUCUUACUCAAAAAACGCUGCGGCGCUUGCUUUCCACUCCCUGUGAGGAGACAUGGCUGCCUUUCAUCAAGGACAGCGUAAUAGCUUUGGACCUGGAAUUGAAAGGUUUUGAGGACUGGGGCUUGACCUCGGACAAACCCGAGGCAACAUGGAACAGCGCCCAAGGACACGCAAUCCGUGACGCCUGGACGUCAGGGGUGCUGAAUGAUGACAUCUCGCACCUAGUGAGGAUCACCAAGCAAUCGCGAAAACUGCGCCAUUUACGCAUCCACGCCACCAGUGAAGCUCACCCAGAGUUUUAUCUUCAAGACCGCCGAGACUACCUCUUCACAUCGACAAUACGCGGCUUCCUGUCUCUGAGCAACCUGGCUAGCCUACAGCUGGAUUUAUGCGGUACCAGACCCAUGCCAUCGCGAACUGGUGAAAGAUUUCAUAUCUGUACAGAUAUAGCUGCGCUUCUUCCAACCCUACAGCGUUUGAGAUUGCGCAUGCGCGAAAUAUGCCCCAAUGCUCUGAAACUCGAGCAGCCGAGUACUGAUCUUCGUUUGGAUGAGGUGCUUGUCAACCUCAGCCUAUCACAUGACUCUCCUCGGAUUACCUCAGCAACACACGCCGCUCGCUGUGGUUCCUCCCCAGGGGUAGGGUUCCUUCAACUGAAAGCGGAUAUGCAGCAGCAGGCGAAAGAGCUGGUGGCACAAAUGGCGAGCCCGAAAAGAGUGAGGGUAUUGACGCAUGCUCGACUGAACAUAGAACUAGAGGCUUUCGACGUCUUGACCGGCAAAAAUCUGGCACUGGGUGAAUGUGCAGAUUGGGAUGCGGCUGGCGAGGUGAUUGAGGACUCAAGAGUCAGAUGA